This is a messenger RNA of Phytophthora infestans T30-4, 939 nucleotides long. RefSeq names its product sulfatase-like protein. The record is from RefSeq and is a predicted model, not a curated record. The transcript has a single exon. NCBI's taxonomy places the organism in Eukaryota, Oomycota, Peronosporomycetes, Peronosporales, Peronosporaceae. The coding region runs from base 1 to 939 and encodes 312 amino acids.
AUGGGACGCCGACAAAAUGAAGAGAAUGGCGGAACACAUUUUAACAUCAGAAGUCAAGACUGGGACAAUGACGAACACCGCGGUUUCAGCUGGGGUGCCCAUGAUGACCUCAGCUUCCGACUUUUAGGAGAUUUUCUACUCGAAAAUAGACCAAAACAGGUCGAAAGGGCCAGACAAGGAGAGCCCAAAGUGCCCAUGUUCGUCACGCAUUACACCAUUUCGAGUCAUGAGCCUUAUGACUCACUGCCCAAGUGGUACGAAGAGUCCGAGAAACCAGACUUUUCGGCCAUGUACGAAGGUGAACAGCACGCAGACAGGGUCAAAAGGUACAUGAACGCGCGGUAUUUUACCGAUACGGAACUCGGCAAGUUCAUGGACCGCAUGCACAACGAGGGAUUCCUCCACGACACCAUCGUUGUCAUCUUUGGAGACCACGGACAGGCACCCGAGGUUGACAAGUUUAACGUGCACGAAGAGUCUGCGACGCGCGUACCUGCCGCUAUCAUUGCUGAAGGGCGAUUGGGUAAUGCUGUGGGGCUUGUGCUUAAUGACGUAGCCGAGCAGUACGAUCUUCUAAAUACUCUCGCAGACAUUACUGGGUUACCGAAGGGAGGAUUCCAGCAAAAUGGCGUCGGUCGGUCACUGAAGCGUAAAGCUUCUUCCAAAAAGCAUGUCGUGUAUAGUAACGACCCGCUGCGCAAGAUGGCGAUUGUACGAGGCCACGAGCGUCUUCGUUAUGACGAAAUUACAGACUCAAUGAUGCUGCACGACACGGAAACGGACUUCCACAUGACAACGGAUCUGUUACCGCUCCUUAAACCAGAAGAGCGUGCUGAGUGGGAAGCUUUGCGAGAGGAUGGACGUCGCAUUACCGCAUACUUCAAGAAGCGGUGGGACGAGAACUGUCUCCUCGCAGUCCAGUGCGAGACCCUUAGUUGA